Molecule: messenger RNA, 4020 nt
Organism: Rotaria socialis
Lineage: Eukaryota; Metazoa; Rotifera; Eurotatoria; Philodinida; Philodinidae
Source: the annotation of a GenBank genome assembly
AUGAAUAAAUUCGUAUUCGUUCUUGCAAUAAUUGCAUCGGUUAACAACAUCAAUGAAGCAUUUGUACUUCUUUACAACACAGAGAAUAGUAUUGGCAUGGAGGAAUUUAAUUGCAUCUAUCUCAUAAAAAAUUCCACCAUUAAAUAUUGCAUACGACACGGACAAAGACUACCAAAAUCUGAAGAAUUUAGUAAUUGUUCAAAUGGAGAACAGUGGAAAUUCUCGGAGCUUCUUGAUGAAGAAAUUUCACCUUCACAGAUUCUCACAUGGAGCUCAAGUGUAGAAAAAACGGAUGAUUAUGCUCGAAUAUUUUACAAUCGGUCCGAAAAUUUCAAUAAAGAUGCUUACUUGUGCAAUUGUACACAACCAGGUUCAUUUGGUAAGAAUUGCGAAUACGAGCUUAUUUUCGACGAAUUACUAUUCAGCGAGGCAAUACAAAGCGCCCACGAAGCGAAAAAUAUCACCCAGGGCCACCAAUUAUGGGGAGAUAUCUUGUGCUAUGAAACUUUGAAAUGCGAUUAUGGCAUGCUAUGUCUUGACUGGAGAAAUAUUUGUGAUGGACAGCAGAAUUGUAUGGAAGGAAUUGAUGAAGAAAAUUGUGACAAACUAGAGUUCAACGAAUGUGGGGAAGACGAAUAUCGCUGCGUCAAUGGAAUGUGCAUUCCAGAAGAGUACUGGCUUGACGGCCAACCUGAUUGUAUGGAUGGAAGUGAUGAGAUGCCGGACGACGGACUUUCGACUAAGUGCGCUCUGACACCGUUGGUCAUCGACUGUGAUGAUCGUAUAUGCCCAUUACACUCAUGGUCUUGUGGGGAUGGCCAAUGUAUUUUAUCUUUCUACCGCCAUAUCUACCAGAGUUUUUAUCCCACUGGUGGUACAUAUUGCUACAGUAUGCGAGAGUUCAAUCACAUGUGCGAAACAGCCGUCGGUAAAUCAUUGUGGACGAAGCCAAAUGGAAUGUGCGCUGAAUUUGGCUAUAAAGACGACUCCAUAGCAGAUCUUUCUGGCUACAAUAAGUGUAUUUAUCUGACUCGGUGCGCUCUCUCAAGUGGGGCCGAAGUAGAAUGUCCAUGUAACGGUAUAAACUGCACUGUAUUAUUAUCAAUCAAUUGUAUGGAAUUUGAACUAUUGUUUUAUCCAAGAAAAGGUAUUAUUCGACCAACAAUACAUCAUGCGUACAUUCGGAAUCGGAAUUGGAGCUAUACGGAGCCGGACGGGCACGUACUUAUUGGAAUCCUUCAAUGUCGAAGACUGCUCAUUCCUAUAUCGUUUGACGAUAACGUAGCAUUUGAAUAUGACCAGACCUUUAUAACCUUGCCACAAACGGAUGCGCUUUUGUGCUAUAGUGUUAUACGUAUGGGUUUGGUUCUCGAAUCGGAAACAAAGCAGCUGGAAACAUGUUGGAAUGAUUCGUUUACGUUCAAUGGUCGGCCAUAUGCUUUUUAUAAUAUUUGUCAUCCACCAGAUCGAUGCAUCUCUCAGUAUCGCAUUCGCGAUGGGCAGUUCGACUGCUAUGGAAUGGCCGAUGAAAAUUUAACAGAAUUUAAACAUACAAAUCACUGUUAUAACAUCCAAAAGCACCGAUUGCAGUGUUCAACGGAGGAGACGACAUGCUUACCGGCUUCAGCACUUGGUCAGAUUGGUACUGGAAAUCCAAAUUGUGAAAACAGCUAUGACAAAUUAAUUCAUGGAAACGGUUCGGUGCUUACUUCAAUAUCCUGCACAAUAUAUGAGGAGAAUAGUGAAUGCCAUCAGCUUAGAUACUAUAUUGGCAACUCAUCCAUUCCUAAUUCUUCAUUUGUAUAUACCCAAGAUGAAAGCAAUGCUCAGUAUUACUCAACAGCACUACCUUUUCGAGGAUAUUGUGACAGUUUUUGGCAUGAUCACGUGACACAUUAUGAUGAAAAUUCUACAUUAUGUCAACAAUGGGUCUGUAAAGAGCAUCAGUUUCAAUGUCGAACGGGUCAAUGCAUCGAAUUAAACUGGGUGUGCGAUGGUGAAUGGGACUGUUCAGAUGCAAGCGAUGAAUUCGGCAUCUUCGGCAACUGGUCCGACCACAAUGAACGUUUAUUGGCUUUGAAUGACCGCAAAAUGAUAUGUCUCGCUCAAUACAAGACACUCCCGUUUUUCGACUUUUGCGACUUUGAUUAUGAAUAUCCUUGUUAUCGGGCAUCUGUUCCUCGUCCGCUCGAUAUUUACACAUAUCGACCGUGCAUAAAUUUGACUCAGAUUGGUGAUGGUAUUGAAGACUGCUACGGAGGCUUGGACGAAAAGAACACAUUUCAGGAUUGCCAAGAACAAAUGCUUGGAUAUACUCUCAAAUGUGAUAGUCAAUGUGUAAACUACUUGCAAGCAUGCGUUAUACCGAUUUGUGAAAUGUCAGUUCUGUGCUCAUACAGAAAUAAUACCUCGGGAUUUUGUUCGAAACCGAACGAUGUAGUUUGUCUCAAUGGCACUUGCGCAAAGAACGCUCGAUGUGACAAAAAGCAUCAGUGUUCACACGGUGAAGAUGAGCAUUGGUGCAUGCCGUCUGGUUCUCUAACAGACAGCUUUAUCUAUCGAUACCGUAAACAACAGUAUCGAUGGCGGAGCGCUUCGAUAGCAGAUAUACCAAACUUUCCAAAAGGAAACAUUCGGCCAAUUCCAAAGACUACGAAAGGAGAUCUUUUGAAAAGUACUCCAUCGUUGUUAUCAACACGAAACCAUUUGAGAAAGGAUAGAAGAAUGAACCCGAGGGAUGUAUCAUCCAAGAAUGUAGAACCGCAACUUGACUGGCGAAGGUACACCUGUAAUCAGGGUUUUCCCAUAUAUCUCUCUUCCAAAAAUGAAACUCACUGUAUUUGUCCACCAACAUAUUAUGGAUAUAAAUGUCAAUUUUUCUCCGAUCGCUUGUCCGUUGUCACUCAUCUUGAUUUAACCGAAUUUUGGAAUCUGAAUGAAACGAGGUUAUUAACCGUUGUUGUUACCCUACAUUUUUUAGAAACUAUCGAGGAUCACUACAUGUUUCAUGUCACGCCUAUCUUUACAACCACUAAAUAUGUCAAACAACGUUUUUUCUUGUUGUAUUCAAGAUCUAAUGACUCUAUUAAGCAUAAAAAGUGGCGAUAUUUUAAUCGUACAGAUAUUAUUAAUCAACAUCCUUACUCGAUUCAAUUUACCAUAUAUUCACUUUCCGACAAGCGAAUCAAUGAAUUGGGUUCAUUUCAUUAUCCUAUUUAUUUCGACUUUCUUCCGGCUUUCCGUUUUUCCGUUGUUCCAAAGUUUCCUAAGUGGUUCGGUAAUUCAACAGCUGAUCCGUGCAGUAACAGUUCCUGCAAUUCAAAUUCCUUGUGUAAGCCGCUCCUUAACCAGAACACAACCAUGUUCUACUGCUCAUGCAAAUCUGGAUAUAGUGGCAAAAACUGCGAACAAUAUGAUGCGAAAUGCUCAUCUUACUGCCACAACAACUCAGUUUGUCUGUCAAACAGUAGAGGUUUGAUCGGCAAUCCCGACAACCCGUUAUGCAUUUGUCCAUUCAGUCAUUUCGGACCUCGCUGUUUUCUUCGAAGUGAAGCUUGUAACUCCAAUCCAUGCGGAGCGAAUUCAACUUGUCAUUUAACUUAUGAUCCGAGUGGAGAGAAUUCGUUCUUUUGUGUAUGCCCAAAAAACUUUUACGGAGAUCGAUGUCAGUACGAGAAAAUGUCUAUACAUAUUGUAGUGAACAUGACAGACUCGGUCGCCGCAAGUCUUGUCCAAUUUUAUGAUUACUUGUUGCCACGAAUGAUACUACAUUUAUACAAUCAGCAAGUGUUUCGUGGUUUGCCAAAAACAGUUCGGUACAUUCAUGGACGAGAACAGAUCCCUUUCAUGUCCAUUCUUAAAAUUUAUAAAGACAUGACAAAACCCGCAUAUUUCAUUCUUUAUAUUCAGCCUAACUCAACAACUAUCGACAGAACAUCAACGCCUGAGUGGUGCCCACAUGCUACAGAUUUACUUUCACCAAGUAAAUAUUCCAAAGGAAACGAGUUAGUAAUUUAUUAG